AUGGCGGAGCUGAGGCACUCGAGCUCGUUGGGAGCUCGAGCCUCUUCCUCACCAAUGAAGCGUGACGAGGACGCCUCACCUCUCAUUCACGGUGCAACUCACGACGACGAUCACCGCCAUCACUUGUCAAGAGAUCGUGACCGUCCCUUUUGGUCAUUUCUAAGUGACGAUCCUAGGGUUUUUUCUCCUUUCAACUCCAAGAUCUCGUUAAUCUUCAUUUCUGUUUUUGUUAUCGUUGUAUUGAUCUCCGCUUUCUCCAUCUUUAAUCGAUUGAAUGCUCCAUACCUGUGUAAGAAAGAUGGCAUUGUUCUGAAUUGUCCGCAUGUUAAGGAACCUCCUUCACUUUGGGAAAAUCCUUACUCUGCCACAACUUCUUGGAAGCCUUGUGCUGAGCGCCGUGAAGAUGGGAUAUCAGAUCUUCCUCCUGAAAAUGAAACAAAUGGUUAUAUAUUUAUCCAUGCAGAGGGCGGUUUGAAUCAGCAAAGGAUUGCCAUAUGCAAUGCUGUAGCAGUGGCCAAAAUAAUGAAUGCUACCCUUAUUUUGCCUGUUUUGAAGCAGGACCAGAUCUGGAAAGACCAAACGAAAUUUGAAGACAUUUUUGAUGUUGAUCAUUUCAUUGACUAUUUAAAGUAUGAUGUACGAAUUGUUCGUGACAUACCUGAAUGGUUUACCGACAAAUCAGAGUUAUUCACAAGCAUAAGACGGACAGUGAAAAACAUUCCAAAAUAUGCGCCUGCUCAAUUCUACAUAGACAAUGUGCUGCCUCGAAUCAAGGAAAAGAAGAUAAUGGCCCUCAAGCCUUUUGUUGAUAGGCUUGGAUAUGAUAAUGUCCCUCCAGAAAUCAACAGGCUAAGGUGCAGGGUGAAUUAUCAUGCUCUGAAAUUUCUUCCUGAGAUAGAGAAGAUGUCUGAUUUGCUGGUAGCGAGAAUGCGUAACCGCACAGGAAUUUCAAAUCCGUAUAUGGCUCUUCAUCUUAGAUUUGAAAAAGGGAUGGUAGGUCUAUCAUUCUGUGAUUUUGUGGGGACAAGGGAGGAGAAAGCUAGAAUGGCAGAAUAUAGAAAAAAAGAGUGGCCUCGACGGUAUAAGAAUGGUUCCCAUCUAUGGCAAUUGGCCCUGCAAAAACGGAAGGAAGGACGGUGCCCUCUUGAACCUGGGGAAGUAGCUGUGAUUCUUCGGGCAAUGGGAUAUCCUAAGGGAACUCAGAUUUAUGUAGCUUCUGGCCAGGUUUAUGGUGGACAAAACCGAAUGGCUCCACUGAAGAACAUGUUCCCGAGCCUGGUAACAAAGGAAGAGUUGGCAACCAAAGAGGAGUUGGAUGGUUUCAGGAAGCAUGUAACAAGCUUGGCAGCCCUCGACUUCUUGGUUUGCCUGAAGUCUGAUGUUUUUGUGAUGACCCACGGAGGCAACUUUGCUAAAUUGAUUAUUGGGGCCCGUAGGUACAUGGGUCAUCGACAUAAAUCCGUAAAACCAGACAAGGGGCUAAUGUCCAAAUCUUUUGGAGACCCUUACAUAGGCUGGGCGACUUUCGUAGAGGAUGUGGUUGUCACUCACCAAACGCGAACUGGAUUGCCAGAGGAGACCUUCCCUAAUUAUGACCUAUGGGAAAAUCCUCUGACUCCUUGUAUGUGUAGAGCCUGA
Messenger RNA from Dovyalis caffra, 1638 nucleotides. The record is from the annotation of a GenBank genome assembly. Lineage: Eukaryota; Viridiplantae; Streptophyta; Magnoliopsida; Malpighiales; Salicaceae.